CAUGCCAGUUAUUUAACUUGCAAACUUUGCUAUUGAAAGAUUGUUUUGAUCUUAUGGAGUUACCUUCCAAUAUGAGAUAUUUGACCAAUUUAUGUCAUCUUGAUAUAAGUGGUCGAAAUUCAUUGAAAGAGAUGCCAUAUGGAAUGAAAAAGUUAAAAAAUCUUCAAGUGUUGUCUAAUUUUAUUGUGGGAGAGGAUACACGUUCUUAUUUGGAAGAUUUGAGGAGUUUAAGUUUUCUUCAAGGAGAGCUUCACAUUUCAGAAUUACAAAAUGUGACAAAUCAAAAUCACGUACAAGAGCAAAUACUAAGCAAUAAGAGCAAAUUAAAAGUGUUGAUACUAGAAUGGAGAGAUCAAGUAAACUCACAGGCAACAGAUGUAGAAAUGAAUCUACUUGACAAGCUAAAGCCUCCUAUCAAUUUAAGAAAACUCACAAUCAGAGGCUAUGGUGGUGCAAGUUUUCCAUCUUGGUUAGGAGAUUUGUCUUGGCUCUCUAAUUUGCGUGUGUUUACUAUUGAAAAAUGUCCCCAACUUAUUGGAGAAGUUCCUAAUUAUUUUUCUUCAUUAGAAAGAUUUGUUAUUAAGGAUUGUCCAAGGUUGGUGGUCUCAUUAUCAAAUUAUCCUAUAGGUUGCAGAUUAGAAAUUAAUAAUUGCAAAGGAAUGGUAUGUAAUGAUGGUUCAAUUGAUUUUGAGAAUUUGGAUUCUCAAUAUCUUGCAAAUAUUUCGACAGUUGAAGAUAAAUUAAAGAAAGGUUCUCAAAGAGUAUAUCAUUUGAGGAUUGCUCAAAAUGAAGAGAUUAUGAAAUCAUGGCAAAGUUUGGAAAACACCAAUUUUCUUUCCAAUAUAAAUUAUCUUGAGAUUAGUGAGUGCCAGAAUCUAAGAUCUAUUGGAAGGGGCAUGCUACCAUCAUCUCUGAAAUUAUUUCAUAUUAAUUCCUGUCAGAGUCUAACAUUCGUUGAUAGCGAUGUCUUACCUUUAUCUCUAAAAAGGUUUACGAUUGACAAUUGUGGAGAACUGAAAUUUUUGAAGGAUUUAAGUGUUUGUUCUCUUCUUGAGUCUAUAAAUAUUUUUUGGUGUAAAUCUCUCAAGUGCAUAUCAUUAGAUGGUCCGUUGCCUGAGACACUCAACGAACUAUUUGUUGGACGUUGCGAAGCACUGGAAACAUUAUCAUCUCGUAGAAAUGAGUACCUCCCUAAGGCACUUACAUCUAUCUAUAUUUUUUAUUGUGAAGAGCUAAAGUCAAUUGCUGAGUCCUUUGAUAAUAGCACGUGUCUUGAAAAUAUUACUUUAGAGAAUUGUAAAAAUCUUGAAUCCUUACCUUCAGGUCUACACCAUCUUCCUUGCCUUGAGUAUAUUCAAAUAACAAAUUGUCCAAAAUUGUCGGUGAGAGAAGGUGUUCCCACCAGCCUUAGACAACUCUUAAUUAAUGAAUGUGAAGAUGACAAGGGAAUGGGAAUGAGAAUGCUUACCUCUCCAGAAGUUUUGCUAAUUGAAGAACUCCCACAGCUUAAAUCCAUCUCAGACCUGACCAACCUCACCGCUCUUGAAGGGUUGGGUAUCAUUUCACUUCCACUGCUUGAAUCCAUCUCAGACCUCACCAACCUCCCCUCUCUAAAAAAAUUGCGAAUCAUAGAACUCCCACAGCUUGAAUCAAUUCCAAGUCUCAGCGGCCUCACCUCUCUUCAAGAGUUGUACAUUGAGAAAUGCCAAAAGCUCAAAUCAAUUCCAAGUCUCAGCGGCCUCACCUCUCUUAAACUGUUGAAGAUCCGUGAUCUCCCACAGCUUGAAUCAAUUCCAAGUCUCAGCGGCCUCACCUCUCUUGAACGGUUGAAGAUCCGUCAUCUCCUACAGCUUGAAUCAAUUCCAAGUCUCAGCGGCCUCACCUCUCUUGAACUGUUGAAGAUCCGUCACCUCCCACAGGUUGAAUCAAUUCCAAGUCUCAGCGGCCUCACCUCUCUUGAAAGUUUGGAAAUCCUUGAUCUCCCACAGCUUGAAUCAAUUCCAAGUCUCAGCGGCCUUACCUCUCUUAAAAUUUUGAAAAUCACUGAUCUCCCACAGCUUGAAUCAAUUCCAAAUCUCAGCGGCCUCAUCUCUCUUAAAAGUUUGGAAAUCAUUGAUCUCCCACAGCUUGAAUCAAUCCAAGAUCUGAGCAACCUGACCUCUCUUACAGAUUUCAUAAUUUCCAAUUGCCCAAGGAUCAAAUUAAUUCCAAGUCUGAGCAGCCACACCUCUCAUGAACAAUUCUUUAUUGAGAAUUGCGCAAACCUCAAAUCCAUUCCAGAUCUUGGCAACUUCAAAGAUUUAUCAGUUGAGAAAUGCCCAAAACUCAAAUCCCUGCAAACCCUGCCAUUCUCACUUCAGUCUUUAGAUAUUAAAGAUUGUCCACUGCUUAUAAAACGAUGGAAAAGUGUUACGGGAAAAUAUUCCUCAAAGAUUGCUCAAAUUCCUAAAGUUGUAAUAGAUGGCAAAUUCAUCUACAAUUCAAAGGAGUACGAAGUUGAUGAUGGGAGCUUCUUUCUCUAAUUUUCCUAAUGGCACAGAUACAUCUAAUUCCAUCAAAGGUGAUGGUCAAUAAGAAUCUCUCAAUUAUAGUUUGUCCAGGACUGCUAUGCUCAGAUUCAAUGUUGUAGAAAUCAUUGGAAAGGCUUAAAAUUUUCAUUCUCUAACUUCAUAUAUUUAACUACAACAAAAUUCUGAGCUAUCAACAAUAUUCUCAGAUUGAAGUUUACUAAGCAAGAAGCAAGUUAAAAAUAUUUCUCUAGUUUCAGAAGUAGAGGACGGCAUUUUGAUCUUAUAAAUUGAAAGUGGUCCCUCUGUUUCAAAACUUCUCUACUUUGUCAUCUCAUAGAUUGUCUCAACUUUUUGUGGUUCCAAGGUAAUCAAAAGUGCCACUGUCUUCAACUUAGACAAGCAACUGUUAGAACCUAAUCCUGGCAUGUAAGUUUUCCGGAUCUAAACUUACUGCGUGUCUGCUUGCUGAAAUUCCACUACUGAGAUUGUAUCUUCUAGCUGUUGCAACGGUUAAUCAAGCAGCAUUUUUCCUGCUUGUGUGUGUGGUAUUUUUAUUGUUAUCUCAUUGUUUUUGUUUAUGGCAAAGACAUACUGUGAAAUGCAUCAUUAUUAAUCUAUGGUUUACACUUUAUAGCUUAUUUAAGGAAUCAUUAUUUACUUUCUCUUUGCAAACAACACUAUGCAGGAUCCAACUUUGAUAACAAAUUCUUGUACAUUUUUAGAUCUUUGAAAUGAUGACAAGUUUAUGUCUUUUCUGUAGAAACUGCAAGAGUAAAAAUCUCUAGAAUCACAUCUCACAUACUUUGGAGAUCAAGAGGUGUUAUACUUAUAUAAUUUACAAGAUUUGAUACGUUCUAGUCCUCACUAAAUUAACUAAACAGUUUCAUAUUCUUUAAGUAAGUUAUUAAAAGGAUUGCUCUCAAAGUCACGCUAUUUUCUGUUGGUUAGCCUGUUUGCAACACAAAUAUUGAUAUUUGUCUCUUGUUACUUGACAACUUGUUGAAAUAAAGAAAAGGCAAGGCAAGGCAAGAAAUCUCCUAAAGCAAAUUGAUGAGAUUAAAACACAUUAGAUCGCUUCAAAUAUUUGUGAGAUGGUUGCAGGGUUUGAAAGUUAAGCACACAAACAACAACACGGCUGCAAAAAAGGGAGAAAAUAUGAAGAGUUUUGAAGAAUAAACCAUUAGAUCAUAGCUUCACAAUCUUGGGCCUCAUCGUGUCCCUAUAACAUUGUAAACUUAAUGUGAUGAUAAGAGGAAUGUGAUGCUGGUAGAGCAACAAUGUGGGUAAAGGAAAUCUACUGAAUUAACAUGACAUCAGUUCCAAUCGUGAUGGUCAUCUAGGCACACAAUUGGAAACAUUAAGUUCACUAACAUCAAACAGCUAGUGACUUGGAGAAAAUCUAGAAACUUUUAAGGCCACAAACCACUAGAUCAUUGCUUCACAGACUUGGGGCUUCAUCAUGUCAAAAAAUGCAGUUGCAGGGUGCUACAGACCUGGAGUUUUGCCUUGAAGCUGCUGUUCACUGCUGCUGGAUUAGUGGUGUCAGGAUGUUUGCUGGAGAUUUUAAUGUGUUUGGGGAUGAAAUACAUGCUGAAGAUGUAGUCCUGGGUUGGCUCUUCCUUGCUGCUGCACUCCUCUUACUGGACUAAUACUGGAACACGAAAUCUGGAAUUUAUGUUCCAUUGUGUGCUGAAUGUGAGACAAAUUUUUUUGUUCUUGAUUGCAUAGUGAAUUGAAGACAAAAUUUUUUGUCCUU
Messenger RNA from Mangifera indica (mango), 4266 nucleotides. Its product is annotated as putative disease resistance protein At3g14460. Bases 54 to 2522 code for a protein of 822 amino acids. NCBI's taxonomy places the organism in Eukaryota, Viridiplantae, Streptophyta, Magnoliopsida, Sapindales, Anacardiaceae. The record is from RefSeq and is a predicted model, not a curated record. The transcript is spliced from 8 exons.